GUUUCCGGCUGGUUGCGGUCACAUUCGUGCCUGAGAGCCCUGAGUCUGGCCAUUUUUAGGAUGUAGAUGGUGAGGAACUUGCACUAAAGUCAACUAAAUGUGAGGGCCAGCGGCUGCAGGAGUCAUGAUGGGGCUGUACCAAGGACCACGGCUCUUGGACUUUGCAAAGACCCCUUCUCACCUUCAGUUCAACAAAUAUGUCCUGACGGGUUACCGACCAGUGUCCACAGCUCAGGAGUGUCUCAGGAGCCUCUUCUACAUGCACAAUGAGCUGGGCAACAUUUACAGCCACGGCAUUCCUUUCUUCCUUUUCUUGGUGCUGCUGCCUUUCAGUAUCCCCUGGAUGGAGGUGGAUAACGUUUGGAUAUGCAUUGUCCACUACCUUGCCUGUCUCAGCCCCACCAUUGGCUCAGUGGUCUACCAUGUUUUCAUGAACCAUGUGGGAGGAGAACAUGUGUACGACACCCUGCUCUCAUUGGACAUGUUCGGGGUCUGCCUGGUCAACACCCUGGGGGCAAUUCCCAUCAUUUACAUUACCCUUCUUUGCUAUCCAACCGUGCAACAGACUGCCUUGUUGGCCUACAUCCUCCUGUCAGCCUAUGGGAUCUACUGUGCCACCACAGCCCGCACCAACGUCCUGCGUCUGCGAGCUUUCAUCUGGCAGGGUUUGUUCCGCUUCAGCCUCUUUCUAUUCCGGGUUUACGGCAGCGGGGUCGGCAGCCCAAACUCUCUGCGACUCUUUGUCAUCAUGGACUCCCUAGCUGUGCUGGGAGGUGUAGUCAACAUCAUCCAGAUACCUGAGCGUUUCAGCCCAGGCCUGUUUGACAACUGGGGCAACAGCCACCAGAUAAUGCAUGUCAUGGUUAUAUGUGCAAUUAUCUACCUGCACUGGGGCACCCUGGAGGAUUUAGCCUGGAUUAAGUCCUACCAGUGUCCUACUGAGUGAUGCCCAGAGCAUCUAGCUCACUCAUACUCACACUUAAGGAUACACUGGUGGAAAUGAGUAGUAAGAUUCAGAGAUGCAGGAGUAAAAUAUGGAGUGGAGUGGGAAGGGUGUUUCAAAAAUGCACUUUAGUCCUAGCUGCUGAGAUUCUUCACAAGGGAAGUUUAUAGUUUGACAUUUUGUCUGAGAAGAAAAAGAGGAACCUGCACUGUGGAACUCAAACAUCCCUGUAUGAAGUUACAAAUCCUGAGCAUACUUGAUUAUAGUUUGUUGAUAUGCAGUCGUUUUGGGUCAUAUUACCCAUAACCAAAAUAGCUCUUAAAGUGAAAAUGAAAUACUGUAUGUAAUAAAUGAUAUAUUUUUA
Messenger RNA from Acanthochromis polyacanthus (spiny chromis), 1307 nucleotides. Its product is annotated as progestin and adipoQ receptor family member 4-like. The record is from RefSeq and is a predicted model, not a curated record. The coding region runs from base 125 to 946 and encodes 273 amino acids. NCBI's taxonomy places the organism in Eukaryota, Metazoa, Chordata, Actinopteri, Pomacentridae. Gene Ontology annotation, molecular function: signaling receptor activity. The transcript is spliced from 3 exons. Gene Ontology annotation, cellular component: membrane.